Penicillium chermesinum is the source of this 861-nucleotide messenger RNA. RefSeq lists its product as uncharacterized. Bases 1 to 861 code for a protein of 286 amino acids. NCBI's taxonomy places the organism in Eukaryota, Fungi, Ascomycota, Eurotiomycetes, Eurotiales, Aspergillaceae. The record is from RefSeq and is a predicted model, not a curated record. The transcript has a single exon.
AUGCCUCACCCAUACCAGCUCACGACUCCGAGUCUACGGGACUGGUAUUGUCACCCUCACGGUGCCGACUAUCCAUCAGCGAUAGCAUCGGCGGCGAGUAAUCACACAACCUUCCAUAUGACCUUCUACGACAGUAGAAUCACUCAGUUCUACAUUAUUCGCGCUCGUUGUUACAUUGAAUCUCAGCUUCCGAGGCUUCACAUUGGUCCUGACUUCUCUGCCAACGGUGAAGUGAUCUUUACCGCUCAGCAUACCUUCGACUUCGCUCUCGAGGUCGAGAACAGCCCACUUAGCCUCAUCUACCACCACCAUCGCCGAGCCUGUCCUCUCCUCUUCUACUCGCGCGGCUGCCAGGACACCCUUACCCACUGGAAACAGGUGUCAUUGGUCACCAUACGAGUGAACGUCCCGCCUAUCGUGUUGGGCUUCCUACCUCUCGAUCCUCAGCGAGGACAAGCACAAGAUACAGACGACGCAUGGGAGGCUCUGACCUCUGCGGCGCCAGGUCAAACCAUCUGUCUCUGGACGAGUGUUGGCCCCGCGCAAGGAAGGGGACUAGAAGAGGUGUGGAGCUUGAUGAAAGAGCUGGUCCCACUGGCUCGCCAGACCGAGGGCUCGUUCUGGUAUCGCGAGCUCCAUAAACCUGACAGAGAAGGGUGCCGGCCUACUCCUCCCUGGUUAGUUUUUCCUAACCAGCGUGACCGCGUGACCAUGUUGUAUCCAGCCAUUCCGGCUUUCCUCGACCAGCGAGACCGGCUGUGCCGGCUCCUCGAUGCCCUCUAUUUGGAGAGGCGUGAGCAGCGUCGGGUUUUUGGGCGAUUAUUGCAGUUUCGCAUUCCGCAUGUUGCGUCUCAGCAUUGA